This is a messenger RNA of Corylus avellana, 1358 nucleotides long. RefSeq lists its product as uncharacterized. Gene Ontology annotation, cellular component: chloroplast. The record is from RefSeq and is a predicted model, not a curated record. NCBI's taxonomy places the organism in Eukaryota, Viridiplantae, Streptophyta, Magnoliopsida, Fagales, Betulaceae. Gene Ontology annotation, molecular function: RNA binding.
AUUGAGGAACAGAAGAGUGGCAAAUAGCAUUUAUCAUUAAGAGCAGUUGCUGCUGUGGCUAGGAGCGACCGAAGAGAGAAAUAUGUCGGCAUCAUCUCACAUGCUCUACCACCUCCUCCGUCCACCACCGCCUCAGACACCACCGCCACUACUACCACCUCCCUCUUCUUUCUUUUCUUGGUUUCUCGGACUCAAACCCCUCCUCAUCUCCACCACAACCACCGCCACCACAACAACAGCCACUCUUUCCAAACCCCUUCUCCAAACCCCACUUCGCAAAACGACCCACUUCGCCAAAUCUCUCCGUCCCCUCUUCUGCCACUCUCUCUCAAGUCUCGCAACCUCCCCUCCUCUUCCCAAUGACCCAUCUCCAUCCUUACAACACCCAGAAGAAGAAGAAGAUGAAGAUGAUGAUGAAGAAGAAGAGAUUGAAGAAUUUGAUGGGGAAGUUGAGAGUGGAAGCGAAGAGUUGGAAGCGGGAGGGAGAGAGGAGGAGGGCUCCCGUGUGAUGGGUGUGGGUUCUUCGUCGUCUUCAUUGCCGAGUCUGAGUGUGAAGGAGAAGAAGGAGCUGGCGUCGUACGCGCACAGCUUGGGGAAGAAGCUCAAGUCCCAGUUGGUGGGCAAGUCUGGUGUUACAGCUAAUGUGGUUUCUUCCUUCAUUGAAACCCUCGAAUCCAACGAACUUCUAAAGAUUAAAGUACACAGGACCUGUCCAGGGGAGCUAGAUGAUGUGGUCAAGCAAUUAGAGCAAGCAACUGGUUCAGUGGUCGUUGGUCAAAUUGGUCGAACAGUGAUCAUUUACAGGCCCAGUCUCACCAAGUUGAAGGCAGAGCAGAAAAAGAUGCAGGCUCGGAAGGCUUUCGUGAGAAAGCUGAAACCCACAUUGCCGAAUAGAAGACAUGUACCAACACCAUCUGCACGUGGUCAUCGAGGAAGCAGCAGGUUUAGGUUCGAAACUGACCUUUGAGGCAAUGCUUGUGUUGUAUUGAUUCUCCACGUUGAUUUUUGGUGCCAAUUUGGAGCUCCAAUUAAAAUGAACAGGGUAUCUCCAGACUUUUGGUCAUUAGGAGGUGCAUGCAGCCAAAGAGAGACCUUUGUAGUUUGUAUGCUUCAUGAUACUUGGAACGCGGCCUACAAUCCGAACCUGAGGACGGGUUUUUGGGGUUAGGUCACCCUUGUGGGAUUGCAACCUAUGUCUGGGUCAUUGUAGUACGUGUGUUGCCUAGGGCAUAAGGGGCAUGAUGACAUGAAUUAUGCUAUUUCCUAUUUAUACAUUUUCACUUGCUUCUGAAUUUUGAGAAUGAGACUAGUUACCAAGCUCAAUGCGCAAAUGAAUCUUAUUGUCUCUCUUCCACCCA